Messenger RNA from Plasmodium inui San Antonio 1, 1176 nucleotides. Its product is annotated as 26S proteasome regulatory subunit N9. Gene Ontology annotation, molecular function: structural molecule activity. The coding region runs from base 1 to 1176 and encodes 391 amino acids. Gene Ontology annotation, cellular component: cytosol; nucleus; proteasome regulatory particle, lid subcomplex. The transcript has a single exon. The record is from RefSeq and is a predicted model, not a curated record. NCBI's taxonomy places the organism in Eukaryota, Apicomplexa, Aconoidasida, Haemosporida, Plasmodiidae. Gene Ontology annotation, biological process: ubiquitin-dependent protein catabolic process.
AUGACGACCACGGCGGAGGAAAUCAGCGGGCUGCUGAACGAAAACGAGGAGGCGCUGAUCGGGGAGCUGCAAGGGAAGUAUGACUUCAUAAAUUUCAACGAAAUGAAAAAUUACAAAGAGAAGAAGUUCCACCACGAGUUGACACUAGAAGUACAAAAAUUUAUUAACAAUAAGAACGUCCAAGUGAAGGACAAGUUUAGACUCUUCUACACAUAUCUGUCUCCCCUGAUGAGCAAACUGAAGAAGACGAUAUAUGCGGAGUUGCUUUACAUCGUGACGGCCAAGUUUGAUGCCAACUGGACCAUUUCCUAUUUGAAAGAAUCCGAAAAACACCUAGAAAAUGAUAAGGACGCAAUCAUCAUAUAUAGAUGUAUCCUCAUAUUGAAGUAUAUCGAGUUAGGAGAUUUUAAAAGCUGCGAAAAUGAAAUCGAGAGUACGAAGAAUCUCCUCCAAGGGGUCAUCGGAUUGAAUGUCGUCGCACAUAAGUUUUACAACUUUGCCAUUAUGAAUUAUUAUAAAGUGUUAAGUAAGUCGGAUUUGUUCGUUAAGUAUGCCCUGCUGUACUUAGCGUAUACUCCCCUAAAUGAUUUGGACGAGGCGGAGAAAAUCGAUAUAGGUACCCAUAUCUGCAUGCAUUCAAUAAUAAGUGAAGAUGUGUACAAUAUAGGAGAGAUUAUCCAGCUGCCACUCAUCAAUGUAUGCUUAAAAAAUAACGAACAGACAAACUGGCUGUAUCAGCUAAUCUAUAUUUACAAUGAAGGAAACAUAGAAGCUUUCAACCAAGUGGUACAGACGUACGAGGCGAAUAUUAAGAAUUCGCUUCUCAAAGAUUAUGAGAGGAAUAUGCUUAAGAAGAUUACCCUGCUAGCCCUCAUGGAUCUAGCUUUUAAAAAAAAAAAAGAAAGAUCUGACAUUUCGUUUGAAGAAAUUGCAGAGCACUGCAAAGUGGAUAUUGACGAAGUGGAGAAAAUGCUCAUCACGGCUAAGAGUAAAAAUAUUAUUACUUGCCAAAUUGACGAAAUUGACAAGUCGGUGAAGAUUACGUGGGUGAAGCCACGAGUGCUCAACGAUGAGAAGAUCUUCUUCAUGAAGGAGAGCAUAGACAAGUGGAUUACGCAUUCGAAGAAUCUGCUCACCUAUAUGGAGGACAUCUCUGUCGAGGUGCUGAUAUCGUAG